GGUACAACCCCCACGAGACAGAUUGCAUGAAAGCAGCAUGGUGGAUGGGCACACACAACGUCGAAGUAGGAGUGGUCCCCAAACCAACAAUAACAGAUCCCCACGACGCAAUAAUCCAAAUAAGCCACUGCACGAUCUCCGGCAGCGACAUCCAACUUUACGAAGGCGAGCUCAACGAAAGCAUGGAAAAAGGCGACAUCCUCGGCCAAGAAGCAAUAGGCCUCGUGGAAGACGUAGGAGCAAAAGUGCAGACCCUCAAACCCGGCGACCGGGUCAUCAUCCUCCCAGUCAUCUCCUGCGGCAGCUGCAACGACUGCCAGAAGAAGCAGUACUCUCUGUGCGGGAACACCAAUCCAUCCCGGGACAUGGAAGCCGCGUAUAGGCAUCGCAUUUCAGGGAGGCUGGGCUAUAGUCGGUUCUGUGGUGGCUAUCCCGGUGAUCAGGCCGAGUAUUGUCGAGUCCCGAAUGCCGAUUUGACGUGCAUCCGUGCGCCGCGGGGAAUCGAUGCGCGGAAGUUGCUGGGAUUGAGUAAUGUCGCUACGACGGCUUGGCAUGCACUGGAACUGGCUGAAGGGCGCGAAGGCGAUGUUGUUGCUGUUUGGGGGUGUGGACCUGUUGGGCUUGCUGUGCAGCGGUUAGCAAAGCUGCGCGGAGCGAAGAAGGUUUAUGCUAUGGAUCGUGAUUCGCAGCGGUUGCGAAUUGCUGAGGAUUUCGGCAUGAUGCCGGUUGAUGUUUCGCUUCAUCAGGAGGUUGGGGCGUAUCUUCUUUCUAUUCAAGAGGACGGGCUUGAUCGGGCUAUUGAGGCGAUGUGCAGAAGCCUAGACAUGCUGCUAUGCGGGCUAUUUGGGUUGGAGCGGGAUAGCGGGGAUACGUUGGAGGAUAUCAUUCGAGCUACGCGAAAGGGUGGACAUGUCGCUUUGGUGGGGGAUUCCUUUUUUACCACGCAUGAUUUUCCCAUUGGGCCCAUGAUGCAAAAGGCAUUGACGGUGCGUGGUGGUCAAGUUUGUCCCCAGAAGUAUUAUCCUUUCCUGCUGGACUUGGUUGUCCAGGGGAAAAUCGACCCCUCGUGA
Molecule: messenger RNA, 1070 nt
Organism: Penicillium nucicola
Lineage: Eukaryota; Fungi; Ascomycota; Eurotiomycetes; Eurotiales; Aspergillaceae
Product: putative formaldehyde dehydrogenase
Exons: 3
Coding region: 27-1070 (347 amino acids)
Source: RefSeq, a predicted model, not a curated record